GCCAGCGCUGCGCCGACACUGCACUUGGCUCAUGGCUGCGACAUCACGACGGCUUCAUCCAUGAGCAUCUCAUCGUCGUACAAGGUUCUGCUUACGCUCAGUAGCCCUGCAAUGGCUGAAGCGGGACUACAGACGAGCUGGGCGACAAGAGCAUCAUAGCAACGACUGACUUGCCUGCUGGAACAUGCAUAGCCUCCUGUCCUCACACACUUGCCAUAACGCCCACCUCGGCGAGAGCAGCACUCGGACACCAUGCGACUGAGCUGUCUGAUCAUCAAGCAAUGGUGCUCUACUUGGUCUUGCACAAGCAUCCCUCGCCUGCUGUCUGCUGCCUACAUCAGGCCUAUGUGGACACUCUCCCUCCGCGAUCAGCCAUGCGUACGCCUCUGUGGUUCAACCCGGCAGAAGUGCAGCUCUUGCAAGGCACCAAUCUAGCAGGCGCGGUCACGGAUAGGCAACGCGAUUGGCAGCUCGAAUGGAUGACCGUGCUCAGAAGGGCCGGCCAAUCUGGACUCUUCAAAGCGAGUUUUGAGGAAACCUGGCCUUCUGCGCUCUGGGCUGCUACCAUUCUCUCCUCUCGCGCAUUCCCAUCCCAUCUGAUUGACGGCAAUGAGCAAGCCUCGACGCCCGUGCUAUUUCCAGGUGUCGACGCUUUCAACCAUCAGCAAGCGCGCAAGGUCACUUGGCAAACAUCUUCCGCCUCUGGCCGGUUCAAUCUCGUGCAAGAUGAACCAACUGCUGCUGGACAGCAAGUCUUCAAUAAUUACGGGCCAAAAUCGAACGAGGAGUUUCUGCUAGGCUAUGGCUUCAUCAUACCGAAUAACCCAGAUGAUCACAUGGUGCUCAAGCUUGCUCCACCACGACUCGCGCCAGGUCACGCAGAGCCCAAACGAUCCCUGGAGAGCGUGCUGCAAGCAUGUCAGCUGACCGAAUUGAGGCACCUCGUACGAAGAGACGGCGUCAUUCCCGAUGCGCUGUUGGCUCAAGUCAGGUUGAUGAUCAGUCUACACGAUGCCGAAGACGGCAGGACGCUAGAGGGCAGACUGCAGACACAGAGCGCUAGUGCUGGCGAGUAUAUCAGCCUAGAUAACGAGCUCAAUAUGAUUGAGCAAAUCAUGACCUUGCUCUACCUCCGCAUCAAUGCGCUCUCGCAGGACGUCUCUGCGAUGAUCGUUGAGGAUAGUCAGGAAGACCUCGUCAAGCGUGCUCGGACAGAUGAGCCGGCAGCACGCGAUCAGACCGCAGCAGCUCCGAUCAGACCAGAAGUGCUCGCCAUGGUCAUGGAGUAUCGCAAAGGUCAGCUCGAGAUCGCACAAGCUGCCACACUCUUUUGCCAUACCUUCUUGCUGGAGAGAGCAGCAAAAUCAGCCCAGGCGCAAGGCAUAGAUGUGACUCUAGAAGACCUGCAGGAUUCUGUCAAGAUGCAAGCAUAGAAGCAAGUACGCGAGCCAUUAGCAUGUCUGUUGUACAACAUCAUGCACAUCAGUACUCCGAUUGCGUCUUCUUGCCCGCCAGUGGACUCGCGAUAGCCGGCUGACUGUCGAGCAGCUUCCCCCCGUAGAGCGUGUGCAUCUCGUCCGCUCCGUUUGGCCCGUGUAACUGAAAUCCUCUCCUUUCCACUGUAUCCGGCGCACGAAGCCCUUGCGCUCCGAACCCAAGCGAACGUCCUUUGCGUCCAAACAGGGUAUCCUCAGGCAGCUGAACACCAUCCUGGCCGCCAAAGGACACUGAAUUAUCUGCUUCUUGUAGAUCGAAGAUCGGCAGCGCGCUCUGAUUGCCCUCGUCUUCCGAAGUCCAACUCUCGUCUGCCAAUCGAGUAGGAUUACGAAAGUCGUCUUGAUCUUCGAGGUGGCCAAGGCCAGCAUCGUGCAUAGGUUUGAACGGA
Mixia osmundae IAM 14324 is the source of this 1885-nucleotide messenger RNA. RefSeq lists its product as uncharacterized. Bases 282 to 1433 code for a protein of 383 amino acids. Gene Ontology annotation, biological process: peptidyl-lysine monomethylation. The transcript has a single exon. Gene Ontology annotation, cellular component: nucleus. Lineage: Eukaryota; Fungi; Basidiomycota; Mixiomycetes; Mixiales; Mixiaceae. The record is from RefSeq and is a predicted model, not a curated record. Gene Ontology annotation, molecular function: protein-lysine N-methyltransferase activity.